AUUGAUUACUAUUAUUAAAUACAAUAAGAAUAUUAUAAAGAUAUAAAUAGAAAUUUUAAUAUUAUUGAGGGCACACGAUGACAACUUAUACAACGGAACGAUACUAUUAAUAAGUAUAGUAAAUCUAAUUAGUCAUGGUCUAAUUAUUAUUGAGAGGCGCUGAUUGGUUGUCUCCGAUGUGGCAAUCACAACGAAAACUAUAAAGAUACUACCUAACCAUCGGCCCAAUUUUUGUCGAUGGUCCUGUCACAAGAGUGACAGCAGCAUCUGUAAACUUGUCCAUAAAAAUUACGAAUAUUGCCUCCAUAAAUCCGUCACGUGACUAAAAGCUUGAAAAUUGCAGACAUAUACAAUCAAAAUAAAAAAGGAAAAACUGUAACAAUUUAGACAACAGUUUAAACGAUUUGAUACACCACUUUCCAUAUUUUUCCACGUCACAGACAUAUUAUUCGUAUUAAAAAAUAAAGGAACAUUGUGUGUGAAUAUUUAAAACUUUUACCAAAAAUGGCGGGUUACAUGCCACCGAUUCACAUGCCAUUGGAGUCAAAAUGGCGACAUUAUCCAACGUAUAUCUACGACAGAAAUUACAGCUAUGGUAUAAAUUACUAUCAGCCAAUGAUUGAUUACAUAGAUACCAAACAACGCAUUUCGAGAUCAACUCUGUCAAAAUUUGAAAGAAGAAUAGAGUUGCCCGAAUUACCCUGGUCUGAUGGUAGCGUCUUAUGGGAGGACAAAAGGGUGCAACCCUAUACAAAAGACAAUCUCAUUAAAUACGCGAUCAACGCCGAAGACGAAGCCAGAGAUCACCUGUCUCGCUUUAAGAUAGCAAAUCGUUCGGACUUCAGCCUGGCCAAGACCGUUCACGCCAGUCGCGUAACCAAGGAUAUUCUGCCACGGACGGGAGAGAACCUGAAGAGAUUACCGAUGCCGUUAAUGUUCGCCAGCGCUCGCGCCCGCAGUGAGGCCAAGCAGAUUCAGCAGGAGACGAUAAACGAUAUUAAGAUGCAAGCAUUGAAGGACGUUCAGGUGAUGACUGAAGGACAGGAUGUACUGGAGCAUGGUAGAAGUCUGCGGGGAAAAUCCGCGAGAGCGAUAGAAUACCAGCUGAUGACAGAGACCCUGAAGAACUUAUCCAAGAGCCAGGAGUUGGCCGACAUCCGAAAGUUCCAAAGGGAGACUGUGCAUACUUUCUCAGACGACAAAACGCAUGCUAGACAGAUAGACAAAAGGACCAAGGUUCUGCUCGACGAGGAUAAGCUGAUGCAACCGCUUGAUAGGCUUAGCAAAGAGCUGCGCGGAUUUGAGCAGAAAUCCAGCAAUUAUUUUCUAGAUAAGAGGUACCGAGAUCGGGCAAGGCGAGAGCUUUUAGAUAAAUGUCGAGGAUGCGAGUAUUAUGUUAAACGUGCUAGAUAGAUAAGAGUUGUGUCUUUGCGAGUUCUUGCAGAGAAAAUAGCACAGAAAAAUUAAAUAUCUUAAUUCUUAGGAAGAUAGAAAAUUCUUAGAAAUGCGUGAAAAAUUAAAAUAAACGAUUUCGAUAAGCAUUUCAUUUUGUGUCUAGCAAGAAUUUAUCACUUUUAUACUCCUUAUAUUUUAAUACUUCCUUGUUCCAUACAAUUAUACAUAUUUUUAAUAUUAAUAUUAAUUUUCAAAAACAGAAAAAUAUUCCAAAUAAAGGUUAUUAUUUUAUUUCAAAUUCUGAUUCUCUUAAGUGAUCGUGCAAAAAUGAAGCAGCCAAAAAUUAAAUCCCAGGUUGGAUAAGGUAAAUUGAUGAAAACUAAGAAAUAAUAAAAGUAGGAGAAAAUAUUAAAAAAUACGGAAUUGUUUGAAUAAUUAGGAAUAACUAGUAUAGUACUUAAGUGUAACUAUAAAAAAUUUCU
Formica exsecta is the source of this 1877-nucleotide messenger RNA. Its product is annotated as paramyosin, short form-like. The coding region runs from base 505 to 1413 and encodes 302 amino acids. NCBI's taxonomy places the organism in Eukaryota, Metazoa, Arthropoda, Insecta, Hymenoptera, Formicidae. The transcript has 3 exons. The record is from RefSeq and is a predicted model, not a curated record.